Neocloeon triangulifer is the source of this 2118-nucleotide messenger RNA. RefSeq names its product BTB/POZ domain-containing protein 6-A-like. Gene Ontology annotation, cellular component: cytosol; P-body. Gene Ontology annotation, biological process: neurogenesis. The transcript has 5 exons. Bases 188 to 1603 code for a protein of 471 amino acids. NCBI's taxonomy places the organism in Eukaryota, Metazoa, Arthropoda, Insecta, Ephemeroptera, Baetidae. The record is from RefSeq and is a predicted model, not a curated record. Gene Ontology annotation, molecular function: protein binding.
AAACACAAGAACACAACACACACAAGUCAGAAUCUGGUCAGAAUUGUCAGAAAAGAGAGAAGUUUUCCAACUGUGCAACUUUAGUGGAUUUGUACAGUUGCAGACAAGAGUUUUAUGUUUUAGGCCUUUAUAGAUUCGACUUUUUUGGUCUGAUCUUGGAUCAUCAGAGAAGGAACUGCAGGAGGAAAUGGCGGAGGAUAAUGCAGGAGCUGCCUUAAUUAACAGUGAAGAGUCGUCACAAGAUGCCGGGGAGAAAAAACCUAGUAAAAAUCAACCUACUCCUGGCAUUGAGCCAAAGGAAUGCGCCAAAAUCCCUUGGGCUGACUGCAUCAUGCAGCUGCUGGUCAACGAAGAAAUGUACGACUGCUCCUUUCUAGUUGGAGAUCCUAAAAAUGGCAAAACAAAGGUUUUUAAAUUGCAUCGAGUGAUUCUUGGAAUGUCAAGCCCUGCCUUCAAGUCGAUGCUAUUUGGAAAUUUUGCUGAAGCAAGCAAGAGCCGAGAUGAUCCUAUUGUAUUUGCUCACAUUGAACCUGAUGUCUUUGAUACUGCCAUGAGGUGCAUCUACAGCAAAGGCGAACUCGAUCUGAAGGAUGAUUUUAAGCUAGCAAUCAUCAUUUGCACUUUUGCCAACAAAUGGCAGUUUAAUUACUUGUACGAGACUGCAGCGUCUGCUUGCUUGAAGUUUAAGUUGAGUCCAGAAAUCGUUUGUGCUUUCUAUGAAAUGUUCAAACUCUUUGGCAACAAAGAAAGAUCUGAGCUCCUUUUUGUGGCAAUAAAAUACCAGCUCCAUGAGAUAAUGCACUCUGCAAGUUGGCUCUCUCUUUCCGAGGCUUCCAUAAAAGACAUCCUCCUUGCAGAUCGUCUCAAUAUCGUUGGCGAAUACAAGUUAUAUGAGGCACUUGUAAAAUGGGGAAUGCACCAAGCUAGAGACAAUUUUACAAAGGUUUCAUGUGCCAUGAUUAGGAGUAAAAUUAUGAGCCUUGUGCCCCUGAUAAGGUUUUGCAGCAUGAGUCCCAAAAUGUUUGUUGCGCAUUGCACUCGAACAGAUAUUCUCACCGAACAACAUCAACUCAAAAUCCUGAGGAGCUUGGUCUGUGGCAAAUCUUCGGUGAUGCCGAAAGGCUUUUGUAAAAAGAAAGACUCUAGAGAAGUCCCAGGUUUUCUCGAGGAUCAAGUUAACAUUUUCUUCUUUGAUGAAACGAAAAACUUGGAAAAUCUCGAAAGUCAAAAGGGAUUCACACUUAACGAAGACCAUUACUUGCUGGGUCUGGCUGUAUAUUCGGUGGAGUCUGGCAACAUCUCCACUGGAGUUGCCUUCACCGUCAAAUGUCGAGAGGAAAUUUUGAGUGUCAGCUACCUAACUACAAGUGUUACAGAUGAUAAGCAACGGAAGACACCUAUCAACUUUCCACAACCUAUUUUGUUGAAGGCUAACCAAGAAUAUGAUAUCUCUGCAAGGCUCCUGAAGAUGAAGAAAAUUGAGGAAGACCAUGUUUAUUGUAUUUGUACAGAGGAACACCAGAAAUGUGAAGAAAGAGUACUGAGCGAGGACGAGUCAAAGUCUGUGCUUGGCUACCAACUUAUUUUAGAGACUGUUGAAUAGGAGGAAAAAUAGUAUAAUCAGCACAGCUUUUUUUUAAAAGAAAAGGAACUAAUUAUUUAGCAUGGUUAGGAUGAAAAUAGUCUAACUAAGCGCUUGACAGAGUAGCAGUAUUAUUGUUCAAAAAAGAAAUUGCAGUCGAAAGUUAAAAUUGAGGGUCUAAUUAUUCUAAUUUCAUGAAAAUACAAUUAAUUUUUAGAAAAAUUGAAAGUGAAAUUACUUAAAAUAAAAUAAUAUUUAAUCAGUACCAGCGCUGGCAUACGGCAUCGGCAUACAUAUUAAAGAAAAUACGUUUGUAGAACCAUGCUAUGAAAGUUUGUGCCUCAAUUUCAUAUGCCAGUGCUGAGAAAAAAUUGAAAACAAAACAAAUGUUUUUGUCACUUAUUUGCACUAAUUUUGCGCUUUGACAAACAAAUUCUAAAAACAAACUGCAUUUAAAAAGAAAUUAAUAUUAUGAUGUGAUUCUUUUAUAUCUCUCAUAAAAUUAUGUAUCAACAUAACACAAUAUUGUUUUUAUU